Messenger RNA from Penicillium argentinense, 1215 nucleotides. It is a transcript of the gene cwc2, whose product is annotated as active spliceosome conformation promoter CWC2. The record is from RefSeq and is a predicted model, not a curated record. Bases 1 to 1215 code for a protein of 404 amino acids. Gene Ontology annotation, cellular component: U2-type catalytic step 1 spliceosome; U2-type catalytic step 2 spliceosome; Prp19 complex. Gene Ontology annotation, molecular function: U6 snRNA binding; metal ion binding; pre-mRNA binding. Lineage: Eukaryota; Fungi; Ascomycota; Eurotiomycetes; Eurotiales; Aspergillaceae. The transcript is spliced from 8 exons.
AUGGCCGACACCGCGGAGGCUGUCACUGACGCUGUGGAGCCGACCAACGACGCCGUAGUCGCAACCGAGACCGAAAUCGAAGAGACGGUUGCACCGAACGAAGAGCAGCAGGACCAACCCGUCAAGAAAAAGAAGAAGAUCAUCGUUCGCAAGAAAAAGCGCCCCGCACGCGUGCAAGCCGACCCAGCCCUCGUGAAGAAAGAUCCGUCUGUGCAGUCCGGACAGCAGUGGAACAUCUGGUACGGCAAGUUCGAGGGAGGGCAGCGCGGCGAUGAACAGCACAGCUUGAACAAGCCGGCCCCAGGUCGGUGCAACAUUGCGAGGGACUCGGGAUGGACACAGGCCGAUAAAGUCGUCGGCUCCUACUUUUGCCUCCAUUUUGCCCGAGGCGUCUGCCACCAAGGAUCCGCUUGCCAGUAUCUGCACCGGCUCCCUGGGAUUCAUGACCUCUUUCAACCGAAUGUCGACUGCUUCGGCAGAGAAAAGCAUUCAGACUACCGUGACGAUAUGGGAGGAACGGGCUCUUUUCAACGUCAGAACCGCGUGCUUUACUGCGGUAGAAUCCACGUCCAAGAUGGAAUUGAGGAGGUCGUUUCUCGUCACUUUGCUGAAUGGGGUCAGGUGGAGAGAAUUCGAGUGCUCACAGGACGUGGUGUUGCGUUCAUUACUUACACAAACGAGGCAAACGCUCAAUUCGCCAAGGAAGCAAUGCACCAGCAGGCACUUGAUCACGAAGAAAUUCUGAACGUGCGCUGGGCAACCGCUGAUCCGAACCCAAUGGCACAAAAGCGUGAAGCCCGUCGUCUCGAAGAACAAGCCGCGGAGUCCAUCCGAGCGGCUCUCCCGGCGGACUUUAUUGCGGAAAUCGAGGGCCGGGACCCCGAGGCCCGCAAAAGAAAGAAGAUCGAGGGCAGCUUCGGACUUAGCGGAUACGAUGCUCCCGAUGACGUCUGGCAUGCGCGUACUCGACAACUGGAAGCACCUGAGUCUGCGGCUGGUUCUGGUCAAGGUCAACUUGGGGCGCCUGAGCAGCCUCAGAUGAUUGAAGCUGGACAGCCUGAGCCUCAGAGGCCCAACCCCAUCAUGCAGUUCUUGUCGGAGGCGGAUAUCGCGCGUAUCCAGCAAUCUUUUGCGGCUCGCAAUGCUCAGGCUGCACCCAAGAGCCCGGGCGGUCCUCUGGUUUCUUACGAAAGCAGCGAUGAUGAGAGCAACUAA